Drosophila albomicans is the source of this 923-nucleotide messenger RNA. Its product is annotated as mediator of RNA polymerase II transcription subunit 15. Bases 148 to 864 code for a protein of 238 amino acids. Lineage: Eukaryota; Metazoa; Arthropoda; Insecta; Diptera; Drosophilidae. The record is from RefSeq and is a predicted model, not a curated record. The transcript has 2 exons.
UACGAAUUUUCACUAUUUCGCUAUUUUUUUGGUCCAGCGAAAUUAAAUGAGCGUAUAAAAAUCAGCAAACCCUCAACACUGCACGCCAGUUUGCAACUUCGAGUAGCACGCAACAGAUCCACACUGCAACAAAACUAAUUUAAGCUCAUGAUGCGUGGAUUUCUGUUACUUUUGUUGGUGGCUGCUGCAAGCGCAGCAAAGUUGGGUUAUAAUUAUCAGACGGCUGGCGUCGACCGUCGUUUUGCUGGACUAAUUGAUAAUGAGGCAACGGGAUUCAGCAGAGAGGGACAUCAACAGAAGCAACUGCAGCAGCAGCAACAACAGCAGCAACAACAGCAACAGCAGCAGCAACAGCUGAUUGGCGAUGAGUUCAACAAAGAAUUCUUUACGUAUAGCGCACCCGAAGAGGAGUUCGCCGAUCGCGAGGCCACUCAGAACAUUGCCCAGAUGCUGAAGCGUAAUCUUCGCGUGCUCUUCAUCAAGUCACCCGAACAACAAGGUCUCACAAAUGCCGCACUCCAGCUGGCCAAGCAGUCGAGUGAGCAACGCACCGCCAUCUAUGUGCUCACCAAGCAGGCGGAUGUCGGUGAGCUGGCUCAGAGGCUGCAGACCGAGAACCAGAGUAACACACACAAGCCCGAGGUGCACUUUGUCAAGUACCGCACUCCCGAGGAUGCUGUGCGUGCCCAGCAGCUUAUCCAGAAGCAGUUCGAUGCUCUGGGCGGCAGUUCACGCAGUUCGGACGAGGGCGUGGCACCAGUGCUGGACUUUAGCUCAGCGCCAGUCGCAGCAGAGGUGGGCCAAGCCCAGUCUCAGACUCCAUCUAAGGUUCUCUCUGGUCCCAAAUACUUGCCUGCAGCGUAGGCACAUUUACUCUAAUUGUAGAGAACAUAGCAUAAAAAGAUAGCCUCAUAGUUCGUAUU